AUGGGCUCUUUCCGAGAUUUAUACAAGAACGAUGUCGAUUUUGCUGCAUUGUCCUUGCAAUCCAAGGAAUUUGCGCAAUACUUGAAACCAAAUGGCCAGCUGGACUUCAAUGAUUCAGAUGCAGUGAGGCAAUUGACAAUCAGCCUGCUCAAGCAGGACUUCGGACUUGAUGUGAAGUUACCAGAAGACCGACUCUGUCCACCAGUCCCAAACAGGUUGAAUUACAUACUCUGGUUGCACGAUAUUGUCGAAUCGACGUCAAAGACAUCGAAUAUCGGAAAUGACGCUGAAGAGAAAGUCAUAGGUCUUGACAUUGGAACGGGAUGUUGCAGCAUCUACCCGUUGCUCGGAUGCAAAACCAGACCUUCCUGGGAGUUUGUCGCCACCGACAUUGAUGAGAACAAUGCACGAACUGCACAGGAGAAUGUGAAAACGAACCAGCUCGAAUCUCGCAUUCGAGUCAUCAAGACAGACCCCAAGGAUGCCCUCUUCCCACUGGACAAGAUCGAGCAAAAUAGCCUCGAUUUCACAAUGUGCAACCCCCCAUUCUACACAUCACGCGAAGAAAUGGCCCAAUCAUCAGAAAGUAAAUCACAGCAACCCUCAUCAGUCUGCACAGGCGCCGAUGUGGAAAUGGUCACGAAGGGCGGAGAAGUCGCAUUUGUCACAAAAAUGAUCGAUGAGAGUCUCGAUCUUCGAGAUCGUAUCCAAUGGUACACUUCUAUGCUUGGAAAACUGAGUAGUGUUACCGUUCUGGUCGAAGCGCUCAUCAAACAUGGUAAUCACAACUAUGCCGUGACGGAAUUCGUUCAAGGGAGUAAAACUAAACGUUGGGCUUUGGCCUGGUCUUGGGGAGAUCGUCGUCCUUUCAUGAGUGUUGCUAGGGGGAUUCCUGGAUUCCCUAAACAUCUACUUCCCUUCCCUGCUGAAUAUAACUUCACACUCCCAAGUGAGAUCUCUAUUGACGAUGCGACAACAUCGAUGGACAAAGAGUUAGAGUCGCUUCGUUGGUUCUGGGAAUGGGAUCAAUCUCGCAGCGCUGGCGUUGGAUUUGCCACUGAGAAUGUUUGGUCAAGACAAGCGCGUCGGAAGAUGAAAUUGGCUGGACAGGGCGGUUCUUCUGCGAAGAUUGAUACUGUCCCGGAUGGGGUUGCUUUGGGCAUUCGUGUCGAGGCCAAGCUUGUUCGGGGCCAGUCGGAUUCUUCGAAUAAGAAUGAAGUACAGAUUGUGAUACACUGGAUCCAGGGUAUGGAUAGUGUGUUGUUCGAAAGUUUCUGCGGGAUGUUGAAGAGAAAACUGGAAUUGAGCAAGCCACAAGCAUCCGAGAAAUAG
Penicillium cosmopolitanum is the source of this 1332-nucleotide messenger RNA. Its product is annotated as DUF890 domain protein. Gene Ontology annotation, biological process: rRNA base methylation. Bases 1 to 1332 code for a protein of 443 amino acids. Gene Ontology annotation, cellular component: nucleus. The record is from RefSeq and is a predicted model, not a curated record. The transcript is spliced from 9 exons. NCBI's taxonomy places the organism in Eukaryota, Fungi, Ascomycota, Eurotiomycetes, Eurotiales, Aspergillaceae. Gene Ontology annotation, molecular function: 23S rRNA (adenine(1618)-N(6))-methyltransferase activity.